AUGGAGCCUCUUAAUAUCGAGUUUGAUUUAUCCACCCUCAAGGGAAAGUCUGCCUUCAUCACCGGUGGUGGAUCGGGUCUGGGACUGGCCACUGCACAGAAAUGGGCAGACGCCGGGGUAUAUGUGACAAUUGCCGACAUCCAGCAGCCCUCGUCUACCCUUCCCUCGAGUUACACGAAUUACGUCCACUGCGAUGUAGCGAGCUGGGAGAGCCAGGUCGCCGCCUUCAAGAGCGCCCUCAGCUUCUCCCCCACUGGGUCGCUCGAUAUUGUGGCUGCCUUUGCUGGCACGGCCAUCGGCCCUGGAAACCAAGUCGACCAUGUGCUGGCUGCAGGAACUCCCAGCCUAGAACUCGAUCCACCUAGACCAAGUAUCCGCAAUAUCGAAGUCAACCUCGUCGGAAGUUACUACACUUCAUGGCUGGGAUUAUACUAUCUUCGCCUUCCCGGGUCUCAGCCCAAUCAGCCAAGUGACAAAAGCCUGCUAUUCUGCGCCUCCAUCGGCGCAUACAUGGAUAGUCCCAGAGCAUCUACCUAUCCCGCGAGCAAGUUCGGUGUGCGCGGUCUCUUCCGCAGUACGCGCGCUCAAACGCAGCAGCUGAAUGUGCGGUGUAACCUCCUCGCACCAUGGUUCUUUGAUACGCCUCUGAUUGCCCCGAUCAAACAUGCAAUGGCUGCAAGGGGGAUUGAUAUGGCGAAGGUGUUGUCGUUUACGACCGUUGAGGCAUGUGUUGACACUGCCAGCUACUGCGCUGCUAAUCCGGGUCUACACGGGCGUGCAUUGGCUGUGCAGCCAGAGGGAACGUUUGAUCUCAAGGACGAUAUGGAGGGCGGAUGGGGAGGGGAUCAGAUGCGUCCUAUUAUGCAGCGGCGACGAGAUGCUGGGUUUGACGCUUGA
Aspergillus versicolor CBS 583.65 is the source of this 897-nucleotide messenger RNA. RefSeq lists its product as uncharacterized. Gene Ontology annotation, molecular function: oxidoreductase activity. The record is from RefSeq and is a predicted model, not a curated record. Bases 1 to 897 code for a protein of 298 amino acids. The transcript is spliced from 2 exons. NCBI's taxonomy places the organism in Eukaryota, Fungi, Ascomycota, Eurotiomycetes, Eurotiales, Aspergillaceae.